AUGGAUGCGACAAAACCGCCGCUGGUCCUGUCUCACCGCUUCACCUUGGAACUCGAAUUCGUCCUCUCACUCGCGAACCCGCAGUAUCUUCAAUAUCUCGCUGUGUUUUAUCCACAUUUGCUAAACAAACCAGCGACUUCUCGCAAUGUAGCCGAAGCAGAUGAUUCAGACGCCGACCGUUUUGCAAGAUAUCUCAAGUACCUAUACAGCUAUUGGCGUACCCCUCAAUACGCGCAGUAUCUCACGCAUCCAGGGUCAACGUUGCGAAAUCUCGAAUUGCUCCAGCAAGAACAAUUUAGAAAAGAUCUCAUCAAACCCGAUGUUAUCGCGAGACUCUUCGAGACCGAU
Molecule: messenger RNA, 348 nt
Organism: Cladophialophora yegresii CBS 114405
Lineage: Eukaryota; Fungi; Ascomycota; Eurotiomycetes; Chaetothyriales; Herpotrichiellaceae
Exons: 1
Biological process (GO): regulation of transcription by RNA polymerase II
Cellular component (GO): core mediator complex; mediator complex
Molecular function (GO): transcription coregulator activity
Source: RefSeq, a predicted model, not a curated record